This is a messenger RNA of Eubalaena glacialis (North Atlantic right whale), 979 nucleotides long. Its product is annotated as sorting nexin-6-like. Gene Ontology annotation, cellular component: endosome. Gene Ontology annotation, molecular function: phosphatidylinositol binding; dynactin binding. The record is from RefSeq and is a predicted model, not a curated record. The transcript has a single exon. Lineage: Eukaryota; Metazoa; Chordata; Mammalia; Artiodactyla; Balaenidae.
UUUUCUGUUGUUUGACAACACGAGGAACUUAUCUGGCUUCAUGAUUCCUUCACUGAAAGUGAAGACUAUGCAGGUUACAUUAUCCCUCCAAGCACCACCAAGACCUGAUUUUGAUGCCUCAAGGGGAAAACUACAGAAACUUGGAGAAGAAGGGUCUAUGACAAAGGAAGAAUUCACAAAGAUGAAACAGGAGCUGGAAGCUGAGUAUUUGGCAAUAUUCAAGAAGACCGUUGCAGUGCAUGAAGUGUUCCUGUGUUGUGUGGCAGCACAUCCCAUUUUGAGGAAAGAUUUAAAUUUCUAUGUCUUCCUGGAAUAUAAUCAAGAUUUGACUGUGCGAGGAAAAAAUAAAAAAGAGAAACUUGAAGAUUUCUUUAAAAAUGUGGUUAAAUCAGCAGAUGAAGUAGUUGUUUCUUGCGUAAAGGAUGUAGAUGAUUUCUUUGAGCAUGAACGAACAUUCCUUUUAGAAUAUCAUAACCGAGUUAAGGAUGCAUCUGCUAAAUCUGAUAGGAUGACGAGAGCCCACAAAAGUGCUGCAGAUGAUUACAAUAGAAUUGGUUCUUCAUUAUAUGCUUUAGGAACUCAGGAUUCUACACAUAUAUGCAAGUUUUUCUUAAAGGUUCAGAACUGUUUGAUAAAACAAGAAAAAGUGUCAGCUGAUGAGGACCUCAAACUUUCUGACCUUUUAAAAUAUUACUUAAGAGAAUCUCAAGCUGCUAAGGAUCUCCUCUAUCAAAGAUCUAGGUCACUACUGGAUUAUGAAAAUGGUAAUAAAGCACUGGAUAAAGCAAGAGUGAAAAAUAAAGAUGUUCUGUAGGAUGAAACGUCCCAACAAUUAUGCUGUCAGAAAUUUGAAAAAAUAUCUGUAUCUGCAAGACAAGAACGUAGAGAUUUUAAUACAAGAAGAGUUGCUGCAUUCAGAAAAAAAUUAGUGGAACUGGCAGAGUUAGAACUGAAGCAUGCAAAGGUAGUGUCAUAUUAA